Tremella mesenterica DSM 1558 is the source of this 1317-nucleotide messenger RNA. RefSeq lists its product as uncharacterized. The transcript has 5 exons. Bases 75 to 1205 code for a protein of 376 amino acids. Gene Ontology annotation, molecular function: L-ornithine transmembrane transporter activity. Gene Ontology annotation, biological process: mitochondrial L-ornithine transmembrane transport. NCBI's taxonomy places the organism in Eukaryota, Fungi, Basidiomycota, Tremellomycetes, Tremellales, Tremellaceae. The record is from RefSeq and is a predicted model, not a curated record.
UUCACGUUCCGGAUAUCAACCCAUGCGGCCCUCAGACCACUUAUAGCAUAAAAGACAAGAUAGUGGAGUCAACGAUGGGACACGAAGACUCAGGAGUGAAGGAUAUGGUGUUUGGUAGUUUCGCAGGGAUGGUAGCUAAACUCUUUGAGCAUCCGUUCGAUCUUGUCAAAGUAAGAUUGCAAAGUCAACCGACGGACAGAGCAUUGACUUUUACCGGACCAUGGGAUUGUUUCAAGCAAACUUACCUUCAUGAAGGAUGGAAAGGUUUAUACCGAGGUCUUUCGGCUCCUCUCCUCGGUGCAGCAUGCGAGAACGCUUGUCUAUUUCUCGUAUAUGGUAAAACUCAGAAUAUCAUCCUUCAUUUUCGGCCCGGUGAAACGACCGACACGAGUUUGGAGAAAAGACAAUUGAGUCAAGCUGAGCUCGCUUUGGCAGCUGCAGCCGCAGGAGCAGUCACCAGUUUCGUCUUAACUCCCAUCGAACUCAUCAAAUGUCGAAUGCAAGUUCAAAUGUUAGCUCGUGAAGGAGCUUUCGGUCCUCUUUCCCACUCACAUGCCCAUACCACUUCUAUCCCAACUACUUCAAUACAUCCCCAAACACGAUCAAUAACUCAACUUGCCUCUUCAUCUUCACCUUCCACUUCAACUUUAACUUCCACACUUCAUCCUCCUCGUCCGGGUCUACCUCCUCUGGAAGGACCUUUUCAAUUGAUUCGUUCUACCAUUCGACAACACGGUCUUCGCGGUCUAUGGCUCGGUCAAAUCGGUACUCUCUUCCGUGAGACCGGCGGUUCAUCCGCUUGGUUUACAGCUUACAAUCUCUCAUCGGCAUAUUUCCUCGCUCAACGUCAAAAGAAAAUGGACUCUCUCCCCAAUGCCGGACGGGACGUUCCACGAUUGACUAAGGCGGAUUUAGCCACAUGGGAACUCAUGUUCUCCGGUGCUUUGGCAGGGAUGUCAUACAACAUCGUUUUGUUCCCCGCGGACAGUGUGAAGAGUGCCAUGCAGACUCGAGCGGAACUCAAUCCCAAUCUACCCAGAGAGGGGUUCUGGACUACGGCGGGAAGAAUAUGGAGCAAAAGAGGGCUGAGAGGGAUGUAUGCAGGGUGUGGGUUGACGGUAGCUAGGGCUGCUCCCAGUAGUGCGCUCAUAUUUCUGAUCUAUGAGAGUCUGAGUAGUAGGAUGGGAUGGAUCUUUGACAGGUGACGAACGUGGUGGAUGAACCCGAGGUUGUAUAUAAAGAGAUUAGACCAAUAGAUCCCAAAGACAAUCAAGCACUUUACUUGUGGAAUAAUGAAUGUCACGAUCAUGCACAAAA